CACCUUGUGUAAUCAUCCACCUAUGACCUCACUGAUAAAUCAGCAGAUGAGUUUUUGUCCAAAUUCACUUUGAGCUUAUUUAUCUCGGACGGAACUAGCCAGCAGCGGCUGCGUGUGGCUAAAUGUUAAGAAGCUAGUUAAGUAGUUAAACUAAGCUGUCUGGUGUCGUCACUGAUCAACAGAUGCCUUCACCAUGAUGCUGAGCUGCAGUGCCCUGGUCGUCGCCUUCCUGCUGUCCCAGGCUGGCGGCUUCUUGAACCCCUCGGAGGACGACGGUGUCCCUGAUGAUUGGGUGCUGCUUCAUGUGGUUCAGGGCCACAUCGGGGCUGGAAAUUACAGCUACCUACGCCUCAACCACGAUGGCAGAAUCAUCCUGCACAUGCACACCAUCAAAGGGGACGCCGACUUGUAUGUGUCGGACAAAACCCUGCGGCCGAGUUUUGAUACAUACAAGCUGCAGUCAGUCACCUGUGGUCAAGACGUUGUGGUGGUGCCGGGGGACUUUUCAAGGCCCGUGGGCAUUGGCAUUUAUGGCCACCCAUCUCACCAAGAGAGUGAGUUUGAAAUGCGGGUGUUCUACGAUCAGAUGGUGCCUCAGGACCCGUUUGAUAAGGGCUCGUACCCCUCAGAAGAUGGACAGAAGCAUAAAAAAUCCCCGCAGGCUCCAGAGGAGGACUUUCAAGAAGAGGAGUCGAUCUUUUGGACAAUUCUGAUUGGACUUUUGAAGAUUAUAGUUGAAAUUUUGUUUUGAAAAUUGUUUCACUUUUGCUGCGUUAUCAGAAGGAAAAGCUUCAGCCUGAACACAUUAUAAAAUAUGUUGCAGGGUUAGUGGUUGGGAUUAACCAAUUCUAGGAUUUCAAUAACUAAGAAUUAAGAAAAAAUGCAAAACCUUUGCUGAAGGUCAUACUACUGAAGCCUCAUUAUAUAGAUGUGUUAAAUGUUUGGGAUAACUUGUCAGAUUUAGGAUGUUCUUUUACUUUAUCUCAUAAACACAGAGACUGGUGUUUUUAAGAUGAAUCACUUGUUCAUCAUUUAGUCUUUGGUUAGAGUCAACCAGUUUCUGCAGUCUUAAACAAUAGUUCAAGAAGUUUUCCAGCAAAACUGAAAAUAAUAUCACAUCCUAUUUAUUUUGAAAGAGAUACUGGUCACUGUAUUAACUUCUUCUGGCCUGCAAACAACAUUAGCCUCCUUUCCACCACAGGAACUAUUAUCAUUUGCCUGUGAUUUUGAAAAAUCUCAGUGCGUUACCAUCUAAAUUACUUACCGACAAAACUUUCCCUCAACCCCCAAACGUUCCCUGAAAAAAGCACCUAGAAUGGGGUUAGGACUUUACAGAUACCUUGGAAUUCUUGAGGAGUGCAGCUAUGUGCUGAACAAUGCUGAUUUAUGAAACACACUUGCAGCAUUCCACACUUCUAUUUCAAAUUUCUUUCAGCUAUUUUAUAGGGGUGUAACAGUGCACUCGUUUGUACUGAACCGUUUUGGAUCGGGGCUUUCAAUACAAUACGGAGGUAUACCAAACAAAUACAUGUAGCCUAUGUGAAGAACGCAAACACUCGGGAAGCAGGGUGGCCGCAAGCAAAACCUAUGCGCGGGAUUUCCCCUAUAUGCUUAGAAAACCACUUUAUGUUGAGGCUUUGGUGCCAAUAAGGGGGGGCGAUAAACAAGAAAACAGAGAAUAUGACAGAGGCACAGAAGCUGAGUCAGAUGUUCGAAGCUGUUGAGUUUAAGUCUGAUUGAUGUUACAGAACACCCCCCCACUAGUCUCCUUCACUGUAUCGAACCGAAUACCCCUGUACCAAAAAUAUACCGAACCGAAAUUUUUCUGUACUGUUACACCCUUGCUAUUUUAGAAAUAUUGUAAUAGUAUAACUCCAAUAGUGCGUAAAAAUGUAUUGUUUUUUUCUGAAAUGGAAACAAAAAGGCAUAGCUCUUAAGCUCUCCACAAAUCUGGGGGAAACCCCUGAUGUGUGGAUCGCCAAUAGGUCAUUUUCCACCUAAACCAGUUAUAGUUGUUUAUUUGCCAUUUACACAUUGAUAAUGGACUUCCUUGCUCCAAUUGAAGCUCUGAAAUCUCAAACCAAAUCAUCUGGGACCUCAAUGAUUGCAUUAAAAAACCAUUCGAUGCACCAUUGGGUAGUAGAUAAUAUCUCUUCAAAAACAUUUAACAGUGCUGAAUUUGAGAAGUCGAAUAAUUAGCGUAAAAUAUCACAGUCUGGGAGACACUGCUAAAGCAUUACUGUGAUAUAUUUUUGGCUUCUCCUAGAUUGCAUCAGAGUUGGUCUUUACAUGCCUUUACAUUAUCAUCACAAAGCACAUCAUUUAAAUUUCUUACACAUCUUAGAGUGGGAGUGUCAAACAUGCAGCCCGUGGGCCAAAACCAGCCCGCCAAAUGGUCCAAUUUGGCCCCAAAUGCAAAAAUUACACUUAGAUAUUAACAGUCAAUGACAUAAAAAUCAUUUUAAUGUAGA
This is a messenger RNA of Sphaeramia orbicularis (orbiculate cardinalfish), 2471 nucleotides long. RefSeq names its product chromosome 1 C6orf120 homolog (gene c1h6orf120). Lineage: Eukaryota; Metazoa; Chordata; Actinopteri; Kurtiformes; Apogonidae. The transcript is spliced from 2 exons. The coding region runs from base 194 to 751 and encodes 185 amino acids. The record is from RefSeq and is a predicted model, not a curated record.